UUGGUGUGGAUGACUACAGCUCAGAGUCUGAUGUGAUUAUUAUACCUUCAGCCCUGGACUUUGUCUCACAAGAUGAAAUGUUGACGCCUUUGGGAAGACUGGACAAGUACGCUGCAAGUGAGAACAUAUUUAACAGGCAAAUGGUGGCUCGAAGUUUGCUGGACACUUUGAAGGAAGUCAGUGAUGACGAGAGAGAUUGUAUUGCUGUUUUGGAGAGAAUCAGCAGACUAGCUGAUGAUUCAGAGCCAACCGUGCGGGCAGAACUGAUGGAACAGGUACCUCAUAUUGCUAUGUUUUGUCAAGAAAAUAGACCUUCAAUCCCAUAUGCUUUUUCCAAAUACUUACUGCCUAUUGUAGUACGGUACCUCGCAGACCAGAAUAACCAGGUAAGAAAAACAAGCCAAGCUGCRUUGCUAGUUCUAUUGGAGCAAGAACUCAUAGAGAGAUACGAUGUGGAGACCAAAGUAUGUCCUGUUCUCAUAGAACUGACAGCUCCAGACAGCAACGAUGAUGUGAAGACAGAAGCUGUGGCUAUAAUGUGCAAAAUGGCCUCUAUGGUGGGAAAGGAUAUCACGGAAAGACUUGUUCUGCCUCGGUUUUGUGAGAUGUGCUGUGACUGCAGAAUGUUUCAUGUCCGUAAGGUAUGUGCAGCCAAUUUUGGAGAUAUCUGCAGUGUGGUUGGGCAGCAAGCUACUGAAGAAAUGCUGCUGCCGAGGUUUUUCCAGCUCUGUUCUGAUAACGUGUGGGGUGUUCGGAAGGCCUGUGCCGAGUGCUUCAUGGCAGUGUCUUGUGCAACGUCGCAGGAAGUCCGGCGCACAAAAUUGUCAACGCUUUUUAUUAACUUAAUUAGUGAUCCUUCACGAUGGGUUCGUCAAGCUGCCUUUCAGUCUCUGGGACCUUUCAUAUCAACUUUUGCUAACCCAUCCAGCAGUGGCCAGUAUUUUAAAGAAGAAGAUGGUAAAAACCCAGAGGAUCUUGGUUCUGCACAGGAAAAUGGUGAACAGAUCAGGCCUGCAGAAGAAGUCACAACAGAGGAUGAGCACAAUAGGACAGAGGAUCUGUCUUCRUGUGUCAGUAAUGAAUUUGCACCAGAACUUGACACCAACGCUGUGGAAGAUCAAAAUGCAGUGACACAAAGUUCCCAGAGGGAAGCGGAUUUCCAGACUGCGUCACCCUUUCAUUGCACUUCAGAGCCUUGUGGCACAGCGGCUGACGAGAGCGAGCGAGGGCCUCGCCACUGCACAGCCGGACUGCGGAAGGCGGGUGUGAGUUCCCAAGAAACCCCUCUCUUAGAGCAGGAAUUAUAUAACUCUUUCCAUUUCUGGAGGACUCCACUUCCUGAAAUAGAUAUUGACUUGGAGCUUCUGCAGCCUUCUGAGAUAAUGCUCAAUAGAGAAAUUCAGGAACUCACUAUGCCAGUGUCCUCAAACAUUCCCAUGGCAACAAGGAAAGAAUUGGAGGAAAUGAUAGAAAACUUGGAGCCUCAUAUAGAUGAUCCAGAUGUUAAAGCACAAGUGGAGGUGUUGUCUGCUGCACUCCGAGCAUCCAGUUUGGAUCCUCAAGAAGAGACAACAGUUGGCACUGGCAAGGGAACAGACUCACAGAGUGACCUAAGUAUCAAAGACCAACAGAAUUUUAAGCCUAUCCUGGGUGAUAUUGUGCCUUUAAUUGGUGACACAGUUGAGAACAUGGAUUCUGCUCUUCACUAUAUUCAUAAUGAUUCGGAUUUGAGCACCAAUAGUAGCUUCAGCCCUGAAGAAGAAAGAAAAUCCAAAGUACAGGAUGUUGUACCUCAAGCCUUGCUGGAUCAGUAUUUAUCCAUGACGGAUCCCUCUCGCGCACAAACAGUCGAUACCGAGAUUGCCAAGCACUGUGCCUACAGCCUGCCAGGGGUGGCACUCACGCUGGGCAGGCAGAACUGGCACUGUCUGAAAGACACCUACGAGACGCUGGCAUCUGACAUGCAGUGGAAAGUUCGACGGACGCUAGCGUUUUCUAUACAUGAACUUGCCGUGAUCCUCGGAGACCAGCUCACAGCUGGAGAUUUGGUUCCUGUCUUCAAUGGCUUUCUGAAGGACCUAGAUGAAGUCAGGAUAGGUGUGCUUAAACACUUGCAUGACUUCCUGAAGCUUCUCCAUCUUGACAAAAGGCGAGAGUAUCUUUAUCAGCUCCAGGAAUUCCUCGUGACGGAUAACAGCAGGAACUGGCGUUUCCGUGCAGAGUUGGCUGAACAGCUGAUCUUGCUUUUAGAUCUGUACAGUGCCAGAGACAUCUAUGACUACUUGCGGCCUAUCGCUUUCAGCCUGUGUGCAGACAAAGUGUCUUCUGUCCGUUGGAUUUCUUACAAACUGGUGAGCGAAAUGGUAAAGAAGUUGUAUGUGGCUUCAGCGUCAACUUUUGUGGUAGACCUGAUGGAUGAACUUGUUGAAAAGUUUUGCAGAUGCCACAAGUGGUCUGGGCGGCAAACUUUUGUUUUUAUCUGCCAGACUAUCAGUGAAGAUGACUGCCUGCCCAUGGACCAGUUUGCAGUGCAUCUGUUGCCACACUUACUGCACCUGGCAUCUGACAGGGUGCCCAACGUUCGAGUCCUGCUUGCAAAGACGUUAAAGCAAACCCUGCUAGAGAAAGAGUAUUUUCUAAAUUCUGCCAACUCUCACCAAGAGGCUGUGGAGCAGACGAUCAUGGCGCUUCAAAUGGACGAGGACAGUGAUGUCAAGUACUUUGCAAGCAUCCACCCUGCCAGCACCAAAAUCGCAGAUGAUGCGAUGAGCACGGCCUCGUCAACUUACUGAAAAGCUCCUGAAUGUUGCUAUGAUUAAAAAAAAAAAAAAAAUUGAAACAAACUAUCCUCAAAUGCUCCUAAAAUGGAUGAUCUAGGACAGCCUCUUCAGAAGGAGAGAUUUCUUGCCAGACUUAGCAGGUGGAUGUUACCUAAACCUGCCACCAGGGAUUUUAAGUCACGAGAAAGUCAACGUUAGCUCUGUCAUCUUGACUUUAGAAAACCAUUGCUCAGAGGAUUGUUUUUGCCACCGAAGCCUUAAAUCUUCUGUCUUCCUGAACAACCGAAACUUGAAUUGGCCGAUGAGUCUCCUUGUAGGAAGGAUGGGAUUGCCAGAGACGUGCGCCGCUUCUCCCGAGGAGYUACCCUCGCAAGUGUUGUCUGUAGCAGCCGCUGGGAGGGCUGGCGGAAGGGCGAGUCGGUGCCGGGCCGCGAGGCCGCCAGGAUGAGCCCGGAACGCUCCUGUGGCCCGAGGAGCCGGCUCGGGGCACCCCCUGACGGGGCAGGAGCUUGGGCGCCUCUCCAUGGGGAGAAGCAGAAAUUUGGAUUUCUCUUAAGGGCUCAGUGCUAACACUAAACUAGAAUUUGAUUUUAAUCCUUUAAAUGCAGCAUAUUGCUGUAUCCAAUAGCAGAAAACUUUGCUGAGUACCUGUGUCCUAAUUAUUUUCAUGCUGGUCAUGACCUAAAGGCAAUUUAUUAGCACAUGUACUUUAAGUCAGGUAUUUUUAACUUGAUCAUGAUCGGCUCUGAGGUGCGACUUUUUUUCUUCGUAUACUGUACAGAUCUGUGAGCCUCUUUGGAGUGCUGCAGUCUUUAAUCAUGUUGUUUAAAGCUGUUGUGAUACAAGUUGUUCUCUACUUGUCCAAAUAAAAUUUAUUAA
Nothoprocta perdicaria is the source of this 3659-nucleotide messenger RNA. It is a transcript of the gene PPP4R1, whose product is annotated as protein phosphatase 4 regulatory subunit 1. Lineage: Eukaryota; Metazoa; Chordata; Aves; Tinamiformes; Tinamidae. The annotation marks the transcript as partial. The record is from RefSeq and is a predicted model, not a curated record. Gene Ontology annotation, biological process: protein dephosphorylation. Gene Ontology annotation, molecular function: protein binding; protein phosphatase regulator activity. The transcript has 18 exons.